AUGUUGGCGAAGGCAGCUAGCUUGCUGACAGCGGCAAGCGUUGUUGCCAUGUCUUCCGCAGCGAGUCCUAUUACCCAAAAGAUCUCGAGAGAUGUGGUAGUUGUUGGCGGUGGUGCUGCCGGCGCCUAUGCUGCUGUUAGGCUCCGUGAGGAUUACGGAAAGAGCAUUGCGUUGGUUGAGAAAGAGGCACGGUUGGGUGGUGCUGUUGAUACCUGGACUGAUCCGAAGACUAACACCCCUUACGAGCUGGGUGUUGAGGCCUUCCUGGAUUAUGGCAAUGCUACGCAGUUCUUUGAGCGGUUUAAUGUACCGGUGCAUGCGUCUGAACAGGAAUUAGUGAACACCCGGUAUGCAGACUUCAGCACUGGUAACUUCGUGAACUACACGUCGCCCACAGCGGCUGAACAACUUGCUGCAUUCCAAAAGUAUGCGGAACUUGCCGAGAAAUACGAGGACAUGAUGUUGCCUGGACUGUGGAAUUUCCCCACAGCCGGCAACAUACCCGAAGAUCUGCUUCUAAACUUUGGCGAUUUCGCGAGGAAAUACGGCAUCGAAGCUGCUGUGCCUACAAUCUGGGACAUAUCGGCUGUAGCCCUUGGGCAACUGGAGACUCAGCCGACCUUCUAUGUUAUGCAGACAUUCCCAGCACCGCUUGCCCGGGUCUACACUGGCAAAGGCCGAACUCUAUAUGUGGCGUCCCACAGGAAUCAGGACAUAUACGACAGAGUGUCGGACACCCUGGGCAAGGAUGUCCUUUAUUCAAGCACUGUCGUCAACGCAACGAGAACAUCCAACGGUGUUAGCAUUAUUGCCAAAGGUGCGGACGGGCAUCAAACGGAGAUUCGCGCAAAGCGUUUGCUCAUCGCUAUCCCACCAACUGUACCCAACCUAACACCAUUCAAGCUCGACAAAAAAGAGCGCAGCGUCUUGGACAAGACGACAUACACGCAAGCCUAUGCUGGUGGAGUUGUUUCUUCGAACCUGCCUUUGAACACAACAAUCAUUAACUCGGCUUCUGCGAAUUGGCUGGAUUUCCCGGAUCUGUCGCUCCUGCAAUGGUAUAAAAACGUCGAUACUCCCGACCGCUAUCAUAAGGUCAUGAUGUUUGGAAAUGAGACCCUGAAUAGCGAUGCUUCAAAGGCGCUGGUUGAGCAAAGUUACAGACAGUUGGUCGGUGCUGGCACUCUGCCAGAAGCAAGUGGCAAGGGCCUUGAAUGGCUCCACUUUGCAGACCAUGGAUCUGUAAACAUCCGGGCCUCCCUCGAGGACUUGAAAGCUGGCUUCAUCCAGGAACUGUAUUCUCUCCAGGGCCAUUUGUCAACUUGGUACACGGGUGCAGCUUGGUCUGCGCAGUUACAUACUCCCACAUGGGCUUUCUCUGACUCGGUUAUCCCACGACUGGUAGAGGGCUUGUGA
Messenger RNA from Penicillium hordei, 1416 nucleotides. RefSeq lists its product as uncharacterized. Gene Ontology annotation, molecular function: oxidoreductase activity. Bases 1 to 1416 code for a protein of 471 amino acids. The record is from RefSeq and is a predicted model, not a curated record. The transcript has 2 exons. NCBI's taxonomy places the organism in Eukaryota, Fungi, Ascomycota, Eurotiomycetes, Eurotiales, Aspergillaceae.